CGCAAAUGCUCGCUUUUGAGAAUUGUUUCGCACAUUAAUGAAUUGUCUCUCCACCUGCGAGACAAUUUUACUCGUCGAAUCAACGAGAUAAAAUUCCGGGCAUGUGGGAAUUCGUGUUGAAUGAGCGUAUUACCUUCCCUCAUGAAUUAGCGUAAAGUUCUUGCGUCGGCGAGAUUACCUUGUUCCCGUUAAGUAAGACUCGUGGAUUCAAGUUAAUCAGUUGAGAUUACACGAAGUUAAUUGCUUCAAUAGCGCUUGGUUCUCACGCAGGCAACUUAGUCAUACCUUUCUUAAUUGCGUUGAUGUCAUGACUAUUGUCGUAUGAGUAUCAUAUGGAAAAACAAACAAAAAAAAGGCGUUGAAACUUUUUCUAUAUCAUUCUUCUUUCACAAAGAAUAAUUAAAAGUAUAUAUCGAUUGUUAUAAACUGAUGAAAUGCUUAAUUCCACAGUUCAAAUAAUUCGGAAUAUUGUUUGCAUUCUCGGUCUUUUUAUCGAUUUGUCAUCGAUCUUUUUAUCGAUUUGCUAUCGUUGAAUUUCAAUGAAACCUUGCCAUUUAUUAUUUUGUUUCAAUUGUAAUAUAUUUAUCAAAAAAUCGCAGCGCUGCUGUUUGUGGUAAAAUCAAAUAUCACAAAUAAUUACAAAAUUGUGUUGCACGUCUUAUUUUACGAUAUUCGUGGAGCUCGAAAAGAAAUUCCCCGAAAAGGUAUAUCAGAAAUACAAUCCCGAGUUGGAGUAAUUCUCGGUAGUCCUCUCGUGAGUGUUAUAUUAUUAUGAUAAUUUAAUUUUUUGUAAUAUUCGAGCAGAAAUAUUUUGUCUGCGCUUCCCGUUGCCAUUGAAAAUUUUACUUUCUGCUGUUUCGUUUCGCUUUCUUCGUACAACCUCUCUGAACGCUGAGGAUAUACUAAACGAACUAAAAUGUUCGAUAUUCUUUUAAUGGUCUUUUCGUUUGUGGGUCGUCCUACUUGGGAAGGAUGCUCGCUUGUAUAAUGAUGCUGAAUUAAUUUAUAUUUUAGUAUUCAUAAUACAUAUAAUCAAAACUAUCAGUUUUAUAUAUAUCAAAAUAUCAAAAUAACUAUUUUUUUUCAUCAAAUGGAACAACUUUGGAGGCCGUCGUGAAACAAAUUUAAAAAUUAAUAAAUAUAAAAUCCAUUCUUUUAUGUAUACAUAUACAUACAAUGCACGCGCGGGGGAUGCGAUAUUUAAAUCGAGAAGCAUAAAGAUAAAAAAUGAAACAAAAUGAAAAGAAAUGUUUCGGACAAAAGAUGUAGGGUUUCAAAGGGGAUAGGUGAUAGUGCUAAUAUGAAAGUAUGUACUAGUCAUUUCUUGUGUAUCAUUGAGACUCAAAACUAGUCUUUUCGACCAGGCUCUCGUAGUCUCUCAUCUGAUAACGAAUUCUUAUCUCGUUUCACGGUCGGAAUACAGCCAAGAAGGGAAACGGACGUGGCCACACGUGAGGUAUAGCUUAUUCGUCUACAGGACAAACAUACGAUUUACUUUCCAAUUUUUCCAGAUAAUUCCGGUAAAAAUAUUAUUUAGCGCAGAUUUUGCGUGACAUUCAAUUCCUUGUUCUCUUUUUGUCAAGGAAGAAUCUGUGAGUGCAUUUGCAUACCUUGCUAAUUUAAAAAUCGCAUAAUGCACAUCACUAUGUAUCCGUGAUGCCGAAUACCCGAGUAUACAUAAUUUCUAGUUUUAAAGAUUUAUUUGCUAACAUUGUUUAGAAUGUCAUACAGAACAUGUAAUAAAUUACUUAAAGAUGGGAUAUACCGGAAUUAAUUUUUAUCUUAUUUACCGCUAAAUCAAAGAAGUGAUACAUCUAAUAAAUACAAAUAACGUCACACUAUUGAGUUUCACGCAGAGUCGACACAAAAAGUCGGCGGCUUUUCCCGGACUAGAUUUUUCCAUAUCUAGGAUAGAUCUGCGAUUAGCUACCGGAGAUCGCGUCAUUGGUACACGUUAAAAGCUGUUACGAGCGGUAUAUCGCCAUCGUUGCGUGUAAGAGAAACGAGUAAUCUAAAUAAAUGGGCAUUAUUUUACGUUUCAUUUCCGCUUUAAUGAAUAACGGAGCGAAGCUUCACAUGUGCGAUUAAAUCUACACACGUUCGUAGGAAUGAAUCUCUAGUAUUGAAUUGAUUUGAAAUCGUAUUGAAGUGACUUUCACUUGUAUGCGGAAAGCUAGCGGUAUCAAUGAAUUACAAUAAAGAGGUCUUAUAAAGGUAAAACCGCGGAUUGCUAAAUAUUUUCAAAGAAAUUAAUUCAUCAUCACAGCGUUCUCGUAAGGAUUAAAACUUUCUUGUAGAAUGCAAUAAUAAAUAUCAAAAAAUUGAUAUACACAAUGCGGUCCAGUCACAAGUGUUCAGGCAAGGUUCGUAUAAAAUAAAUAUCUCACUAGAAUAAUAUUUAAAAUUGUUUUUUAUUCAAAAUAGACUCCAUUAUAAUCGAUACGAUCUCUCGAUUCCAACUCGUUAUGUCGUCAUUGAAAACUUCUGUUUUGUAAUAGUCUUCAGUUGGUUACAGUUUCAAUUUAAAAAAUGUCAAUCUUUGGCCUUUCAAUUGCAAUUUUAAUUUUGGGAAUAAAAACUAGUCUGGGAAUGACAAGUCAGGUGGAUAGACUAGGUGAUGCCGUUGUUCUUUUCCCGAAUUCAUGACGUACUAAAAGAACGUUUCACGAAACAGUAACGUAUUCGGAAUCAAAUCACCGUUGACAAUUUAAAUUAUUCGUACAUUUAGAUAAAGAUUAUGGGAACAUAGUUUAGAAAUGGAAAUGGCUACAUGGCGCCACUAGUAUGUCCAUAAAAAAUACCAGUCUGAGAACUUAUGGAAUGCACUAUGCAUUGAGAGCACGAUAAUCUCUAACUAGAAAUUCUAUUUUGAAUCUUAGAGAAUUGUGAUUUAAAUUUAUUUGACAAACGCAUACGAUUUCUUCACAAAGCCGAAUGUUUGCACCGCUACUUAAAAAAGAUUCGCGUUUGAUAAUCUUGAAACACACACACAAUUUUCCACGAAGUCGAAAACACUUCAUCAAAAAAUCAUUAUUCGUUACUAUGCUUCUCUAUAGUCAAAUUUAUAUCUCUUCCGUUUAUUCCGUUCACUGUCUUAUGAAAGUUUAAUGCCGAUAAUAGUGCUUUUGUAAUUUGAUAUUUGAAGAAUGUCGCGCAAACUAUUCUCAACAAAGAAAUUUUAUAGUAAACAACGGCAAAUUUGUGUGUGUGGCAUAGAGCCCCUCCCCGCCACACAACAAACUUUUUACAUCAUCUUCAUGCAAUAAAUAACGAAACAAUGGACAAGGAAUUUUAAGCCUCUAUGCGCGCAACAAGCCAAAUUAAAUGUAUGGUAGUAGCAGUAGUAUCCAUUAAUAUAGCAAGAUUACGGAGAAAGUUCGAUACUAGGACAAUAAGUCAAACAGAGGCACAAUAUAUAGAACACUUUUGUGAUGAUUAAUUAAAAAAAGAAAUUAACUAGAUCGAUCUAACAAUCAACAGAUGAAAGGAUACAUAUCCUGAGUAUGAUACAAGCGAGUAAAUGAAAAUUAUAUCUUGUAAGCGUGAUACAUAAUUUAAAAUGUAUCAAAUUCGGAGAAAAGAAGAAAGCGUGAAAAUUCUGCACGAAAUUUUAAUUGUUCCUACUGAAACGUAAAAGAAAUUCUUUUAUGAGGAACAAAUCAGUCUUAAAUCAUUUUAUUUACGAAGAUUAUUCGUAAUCAUAUCAUUAUUUUCUUCUUUUCGAGAAAAGAGAAUAGAAGUUUUACGCUAUAUAUUUCUGAAAGAAAAAAUUAAUAUUUUACAUAUAUAGAAUGAUUGAGACAUAUAUGCUACGAUUAGAUUAUUCAGUAGGAACAAUUGCUACAAGAAAUAAAACACAUUAGAAGAUCACAAAGUGACAAAUUAAAAAACAAAUUUUGUUAUUAAUGAAGUUGAAAAAUCUGCGAGCUGUCCAAAAAUAUUCGCAAAUUAAAACGAUAUUGAUUCAUUAAUAAAAUGAUUUAGACUGAUAUUAGCCGAGUUCACGUGAUAAUUGUGAAAUAAUGUAUCUAUAAUUAAUUAUCAUUAAGUGCUUCGAUUUCGAUCAAGAGCAAAAGUAUUGUAAAAAGUGAAGAUACGUGAGCAAGAGUGAAGUGUCAAAAAAGACGUGAACGAACGAAAGUGUGCCAUCCGUACACGUUACACCUUACUUUAUUUUAGAGGGGGGAAAUAGUUGCUCGGACACCACGAGGAGAGCUACAAAGAGUAUAUCCGGGGUACUAGUGCCUCACAGUGGGGGUAGCGACAUAAGUAUUAAACGACCUUUAGAAAAGUCUUCAUUUUGAUAACAGAUUGCAAUCCACAAAGUCGGUGAACUUACAAGACGCAACGCAAAGCAACUCUGUUCAGUCAACUGUACAAAAAGGCGUAAACUCAAAGCGGAAAGGAUACUUCCGUCGGCAAAGAUAAGCGAUUCACGAUCAAUCUGUGUUCACUGUAUCUUCUUAUCUGUACCUGAUUCAAAUACGUGACGCUACUACAAUGGCACCGCUAUUGCUGCUGAUAUCCAUAAUCGGAUCUGUACUGGCAAAUCCUUUUCCGAAUACAUUGGACAAUCGAUUAGUCUCUCAAGUUCAAAAUGCGCUUUUGCUCGUUGCAAACAAUCGUUCCAAUAAUAUGACGGAUGAAAAUCUGAAUAGCAAAGAUGAUACGACAGAAAAUACAACGUUAUCAAUCCUGAAGCACACGGCCGAUCGCCUUAAAGUUUCUAAUCCAGUGACACAUGACGAAUCGGCGAAGAAAACGACGCAAAGACGCAAGCAUAAGGCCAUAUUCGUAAACUACUCUUUGGAACCGCGUGUCUCGCAUUAUCCAAAGAAUUUGCCUGCGUAUGAAGUCGAUUACAACGAUAACUCCGAGAUUACAGCAAAGGAUAAAUUAAGGGAGUCUAAACGGUACCGAGAGAGCGACAUUUUUUAUAUCCGACUUCCGCCGACUCCAUACAUGUUCGUGCCCGGCCUUGGAUACGUCUCGCAACCACCUACGUAUUCAACCGCCGCCUUAAAGCCCCAGUUGGCUCUUGUACCCCAACUGCUUCACCUACCCCAUGCGAGACCGACGCAACCGGCACAACUUCAAUUGGCGCCUCAGCAGAUUACCAAUCCCUUAAUCAAGCUGCCCAUAGACUUCGUAAGUAACGGCAAACCCACGUCUGUCUACGAAUGGCACAAGAAGUCUACUAAGAAGCCGAUCGACAGCCCGAUCAUGAACUUGGACAGUUUUGUAAGCAACGGUAAGCCGACUUCCAUCUAUCAGUGGCCAUCGAACCUCAAGCCGAUAAAGAGACCGGAUGAUUCGCUUAAUAGCCUCGAUUUGGGACCCUAUGCUUUCAACGGCAAACUGACUAGCGUAUAUUUGCUUGGACCAGACGGUUCUUCUUCGAUGCACCAGCCCAUCAGAUACCCUGAUUAUCAAGAUAAUAUUCGAAAUAUGUAUUAUUGAUUUUAUACCGAGUGCAUCGAGUAUCCACGGUUGAAAUUAAUCGGAAUGAUAAAAUGGAUUUGUAAUAUUAGGACAGAUGUAACAAGUGAUAUAAGUGAUUUGUGAGCUGUGAGUUCAAAUGUGUGGGACAAUAGUUAUAUAUAAAUCUUGAACGAUCUAAGCGAAUCUAAGCAUGAUAAAAAUUAAGUUUGCAAUUAUCCUGCACAAUGAUAAUAAUGUCGUAUAAACGUGUGUGUACAUGUGCGUGAUAUGAAAAUAUGUACGUAUACAUUAAUUUCACAGACACACCACAUACUUUUAAAUUUUAAACGUACGCGUUUUUUAAACGUACAAAAUAUAGAAUAAUAUGUAAUGUAGCUUUAAGAUAUUUAUUUUUUCUUGUAUGUAUUAAAUAUGUAUGUAUGUGUAUAAGUAAAUAAUCCUUGUUUGUUAUAAAAAUUCACAAUGUUUAAAAUAAUAUUUUAUUCUAUGUUAUUUAACAUUAUUUAUUUGAACGCGAUAUUUGCAAUCCUGUAUAUUAGUGAAAUAUACAUGAUGUUAAGUUUUUUAAAGGAAAUUAUUGUUUCCAGUAUAAUUUUAUUCACAAUAGUGAUAUAUAGUCAUGAUAAUGAUAAGUAUUGAUGUUAGCAACAAAGAGCGAAAAGCACGCUAUUUCGUAUGCUUCGUUCCUCAUAUGCAGCAUUAAUAUCGCUUUUAUUCUUUUAAGUGCAUAUAUUACAUAAGUACAUAAAUUUAACUUUUUUAUGUAUUUUUACAUAUUUAU
Messenger RNA from Ooceraea biroi (clonal raider ant), 6223 nucleotides. RefSeq lists its product as uncharacterized. NCBI's taxonomy places the organism in Eukaryota, Metazoa, Arthropoda, Insecta, Hymenoptera, Formicidae. The record is from RefSeq and is a predicted model, not a curated record.